This is a messenger RNA of Penicillium brasilianum, 1503 nucleotides long. The record is from the annotation of a GenBank genome assembly. Lineage: Eukaryota; Fungi; Ascomycota; Eurotiomycetes; Eurotiales; Aspergillaceae.
AUGUCCUCAUCGAUGUGUCAUGAGAACCGACUCGAUCAAGAUUUGGAAUAUCAUUUAAGUUUGCUGAAAAUUGGCAACUCCAAUGAUGAAUGCGAAGACGCCCUUCUCGCUCCCAUCUUGACAAGCGCAGUGCUUAAUCAACUUGCACUCGCUCCAUUGCAAUAUGGGCUUCUGGGGGGUGUAAAGGAAAUUGAGACGCCUCACCAAGUUGGCACAGAAAUUCAACCACCGAACGACGACCCCCGAGUAUUUUUCAAUGUCUCAUCCCCCUCUAGUGUAUUUAUCUGCGGAUCUCAGGGUUCUGGAAAAAGUCACACCCUGUCCUGUCUGCUUGAGGGAUGUUUAAUCCCCUCCAGAGCUGGGAGACUUUUGAAUCCACUCACAGCUGUUGUCUUUCACUACGAUACAUUUAUCUGUGACAAUGGUGGCUCACCCUGUGAAGCUGCUUUCCUGGCGUCUAAUCCGACCAUCACAGUCAGAGUCCUCUGUUCUCCAACGAAUCUCCGAACUAUACAGGGAACCUAUUCUAGAUUCAACAUCAAAGUUGAGCCGUUACAGAUAGACCAGUCCGAUCUCAACACUAAACGUAUGCUGGAUCUUAUGGCAGUCGAUCGAGAUAAUGGUGCAUUUCCAUUAUACUUGCAUGCGGUACAGCGAAUUUUGCGAGAAAUGCGGCUAUUGCAGCAAAGUGCAGGAUCUAAGUUUGACUAUCAAGAUUUCAAGAGCCGAGUCCUUCGUUCGGGGCUUCUGCCAGGUCAACUUGAGCCUUUGAAACAGAGGCUGGACACCCUCGAGAGCUUCAUGGCACCCCAACAAGCAGGGACAAGCUACCAAAUGAAAGGGAAGCCUAAGAAAAAGAACGCUGGCUCCAGCUGGAUACCAAAGGCCUCACAAUUGACAAUCGUCGACCUUUCCUGUCCGUGCAUCUCACCCGACACGGCCUGCAGCCUCUUCAACGUCUGUUUUGGGAUUUUCAUGGAGCAGGAUACUAAAAUUGGCAGGAUUGUAGCGCUUGAUGAGGCCCAUAAGUACAUGAAGGAUUCCGUCAAAGCACAAGGCUUCACGGAUACUCUCCUCUCAACGGUUCGAUUACAACGCCACCUCGGCGCGCGAAUCUUGAUCUCGACACAAGAACCAACAAUCUCCAGCGACCUCCUCGGCCUGUGCUCCGUCACUAUUGUCCAUCGAUUCUCAUCGCCCGCAUGGGCGCAUACAUUGCAAGCUCAUGUGGCCGCGGCCGCCUUGAGUCUGCAGUCGACAAAAGAGAGCCAAGCAAAUCACGAGGCUGGAGCGAUUGGGAUUCCCACAAAGCUAUCUAUCUUCCACCGGAUUGUACACCUUCAAGUGGGCGAGGCUUUGCUUUUCUCACCCAGCGCUGUGAUCUGUGUUACACCUAAGCAAGCCGAUUCGUUGGGCAUGAUCAGGCUAGGUUCGGGCUAUGUGAAAAUCAAGAUUAGGGAUAGGCUUACAGAGGAUGGUGGAAGAAGUGUUCUUUCCUCUUAG